Saccostrea cuccullata (small rock oyster) is the source of this 1313-nucleotide messenger RNA. RefSeq lists its product as uncharacterized. The transcript is spliced from 2 exons. The record is from RefSeq and is a predicted model, not a curated record. Bases 83 to 1129 code for a protein of 348 amino acids. Lineage: Eukaryota; Metazoa; Mollusca; Bivalvia; Ostreida; Ostreidae.
UUUCAUUUCUAAUUUGAUGUACAAAAGCUCUGAAAUUCAACAUUAAUUAUUAAGAUAAGCAGAUAGAGUGAUUGACAUUGCGAUGCUAGGAGACAUGUUACGCAGACUGAUACAUCAACUCCCGUCUUGGGUGAAGAAUAUGUCCCAGAAACGAAUAUUUUGGAAAACAAUUAUAGCCGUUGUAGUUAUCAGCAUUGUAUCAUACAGUUUGAAGAACCUGAUGACACAUUUGAAGGACUUAUUGGGAAUAAAAGCAGUACGAGUGACGAAUUGUGACCUACCUUCAGAUCUCCCCUUCAUAAAUGAGCAGUUGACAUCACCAAUAAGGAUACCCGACUUACCACAGGUUACACCUAUUCUACCUUCAACCAAAAGUAAUAAAUGUAUAAAUAUGAUAAAACGAAAACAUGUAAAAGACUUAUCCAGCGUUGAGAUACCCUCGUUUCAUUAUUGUGUGGAAGGUAACAUGAUACCAGAAAAUGUUCAAGAAUUUUAUCUUCGACGCUUGGAUUACAAUAUCACAAGUAAGUUUUUCUCCUUCCUGAAAGGAAAAUCUGAUGUUGUAAUAAUUGAAAUUGGGGGUUACACCGGUCAACUUCUGAGAAGACUUAUUCCUGUAACAGAUGCAAAGCACUAUGUUGUUAUAGAACCUGUGCCAAGUUUUUACAACACACUUAACAAGAACAUUAAAACUUUCAACUUCAACACAAGCAUAAGAACGUAUAACUUUGGCCUCUCCAGAAGUCAGAAGGAAAUGGACAUUGGAAUAGUCGGAGACGCAACGAAUUUAUCAAGGAAAAAAGUUAUACAAAAAAGGCGAGCUAAAACGACUGAAAAGGUUCGGUUAGUGAGUGUCUUGGAUUUUUUCAUUCAGCUAGGAGUGGGCUGUCAUAAAAUAGACCUCCUAACUAUAAACUGCGAAGGCUGUGAGAUUGAUGUUUUAGAGACCUUGCUCUCCACAAAUCUAAUAGAAAACUUUGAUUACAUACAAUUUCAGCCACAUUAUUUUGCUCCACACGUAGGAAACUUUCUUUGUCGUUAUUGCCGUCUGCGUCAACUUUUGGCUCGAACACACGAGGUAGUCUACAAUUUUCCUCAAGUCUGGGAGGCUUGGAAAAGAAAACAAUAAAUGGAAAGUGCAUUUAGUUAUCUUUGUUUAAAGUUGACUCACAAAUUCAAAGAAUACCAGUAAUCUUCUUUUUCACAGAGAUCAUCUUCAUUUGAAAUCCUUCAUAAUACGUAUUUUGUAUACAUGUGUAUAUACUUGUAUCUAAGCACAAAAAAUCAUUGUUUUGUUCAAUUAAAUAAAUGUU